AUGGAGGAGAUGACAACCUUCGCUGGCCCUCGAGUACGACCCCCACCGGAUGACCAGACAGACAAGGAGAAGAAGUACAUUCUGGAGAAGAUCCAGCAGGCCCCGCGGCAAGACGGGAACUCUGCUGAGGUGCGAAGGCUACAAGGGAACCAGGAUUCAGAGGCCGAGGUUUCAGGGAAGCUUUCAGGGAAGCUUUCCGAGCUCAAGCUUUGCUCUCGCGAGGAAAGCGUAGGACCUGGCAAAGCCGGGGGGGGGGCCAGCGAGGAGGGGGUGAAGGAGGGUAGAGUCCUGGUAGAGAAGGACGGUAAGUUUGAUUUGGUGAGUCUGAAAGAGGUGGAGAGUCAAGGACUCCUGCCUCCUCUGGCGAGGGACCACUCGUCCCAACGCCAUCACCAGCCCACCGUGAGCACCUCCCCCAUCCAGCGAGGCAUGGAUCCCCCCCGGGCCCCCAAACCUCCCGCUCAGCCCAGGAACAGGCCCAGCUCGGCCAGCCACAGCCAGAGAGGCAACCAGGGGAGAGGCAGCAAGCGGCGGGUGCAGUCGGCCUCGGGGACACCCUGCCAGGCCACCUACAGCCUGUCCCCGCAGCAGAAAGACCUGGUGCACAGGAUCCACCAGAGGAAGGAGAAACUGGCCAGAGAGGAGGAGCAGCGCAAACGGGAAGAAGGGGAGCAGAAGAGGCAGGAAAAUGAGCUGGCGUUUAAGGCGUGGCUGCUGAGGAAGAGAAAGCGGUUACAGGGGGAGAAACGGCUCCAACGAGCCCAAGAGAUGGAGAAGAUGAGUGCUAAGAAAGACGGCAGCGACUCGGAGGACUCCUUCCGCCUGUGGCUCCAGAGGAAGCAGGAGCAGCAGCAGAGAGAGCGGCAGCUGGCGGAGCUCAAGAGGAUGGAGGAGGAAGAUGGAGACCUCCUACGGAGCCGCGCCCAGUGUGAACGCGCCUUCAAAAGGUGGCUGAAGCAGAAACGGGCGGAGAAGCGGGCGCAGCAGCGCGCGGCUCGGGAGCGCGCGCGCAUGUUGGUGCUGGAGGAGCGACGCGCGCGACGCUUGAGGGAUCUGCUUUGUUCCAUCAAUGAAACCAGGCCGUUCCGGUUCUCCGAGGCGCUGACCUUCCGCUUCUGAACGAGCGCUUCAGGGACACGAGCGUCUUUAAAAAAGACGAAAAACCCGCCGAACGGGGGCCCACGUGGUUCAUUCGGUGUUUAGUUGUUGCUAUGGUUUUGGUUGAUCACGUGUCAAGUCGCAUUCAUAAAAAGUAACCGUUUACCUCAGUGUGAUGAAAAUGUAUUGAGUGAAGCAUUAUUUUACUUUAGUUUAAAUGGAGCCUCUUCAGAAAGAAGCACGGCUGUGCGGCCUGAAUACACCAGCUGAAGCAUUUGGUACCAGGAGGUAACAUAACCAGGACAAAAUGAAUCAACUAAAAGUUACAUAAAGGGUGAUAUGGAGAAAAUCAAAUAUAUACGUAUUUUGACCUAAACCCCUCAAUAUCAAUAAUGCAAUGAUAUUUGGUGGGUUUCAUAAAUAAUCAUCAGUAAUAAGGAUGUUAUGA
Pungitius pungitius (ninespine stickleback) is the source of this 1546-nucleotide messenger RNA. RefSeq names its product coiled-coil domain-containing protein 181-like. NCBI's taxonomy places the organism in Eukaryota, Metazoa, Chordata, Actinopteri, Perciformes, Gasterosteidae. Gene Ontology annotation, molecular function: microtubule binding. The record is from RefSeq and is a predicted model, not a curated record.